UUCUGUUACCUGCUGCUGUCUGCCAUAACAGCACAUAUAACACCCGUGUUGCUCUUCAACAUGACCACCGUCAUCAGGGUUCAAGACCGCGAUACAGUGAGCAACAGACCGAUUAUACAAGAUGAUAAACCGCCCUCAAUGGGAUGCUUUGGCUGGUUAAUUAUCAUCAUCGCCAUUAUUAUCACCAUUGGUUUACUUCCCAUUACAAUAUUUAUGUGCAUCAAGAUUGUGCAGGAGUAUGAAAGGGCCGUGAUCUUUCGAUUAGGUCGUAUUUUGGACAAAAAACCAAAAGGACCAGGAAUUUUCUUUGUGCUGCCAUGUACCGAUUCGUUCAUGAAGGUGGACUUGAGAACUGUGACAUUUAAUAUUCCUGCUCAAGAGUUUUUGACGAAGGACUCCGUGACGGUGAAUGUGGAUGGUGUGGUGUACUUCCGUGUGUUUGACCCAAUCUGCUCUGUGGCCAACGUGUCAAAUGCAAAUCAGGCCACACAACUUUUGGCUCAGACCACCCUGAGAAAUGUGCUCGGAACAAAGAACCUGUCCGAGCUACUGUCUGACAGAGAGGGCAUCUCAAACAGCAUGCAGAUUGCGUUGGAUGAGGCUACUGGUGUGUGGGGUAUUAAAGUUGAGCGAGUGGAGAUAAAGGACGUUAAACUGCCUAUCCAGCUCCAGAGAGCCAUGGCUGCAGAAGCUGAAGCAUCUCGAGAAGCCCGAGCCAAGGUGAUUGCAGCUGAGGGCGAGAUGAAUGCAUCACGUGCACUAAAGGAAGCAUCUCUGGUGAUCGCAGAGUCGCCGUCAGCACUUCAGCUGAGAUACCUCCAGACUCUAAGCACCAUAGCAGCUGAGCGAAACUCCACCAUUAUCUUUCCACUGCCCAUUGAUAUCAUUCACCAUUUCACAUCCAAAAGAAACUAAACUGUCCAUUUUAUGUUUUA
This is a messenger RNA of Danio rerio (zebrafish), 935 nucleotides long. It is a transcript of the gene stoml3a, whose product is annotated as stomatin (EPB72)-like 3a. Gene Ontology annotation, cellular component: plasma membrane; membrane. Lineage: Eukaryota; Metazoa; Chordata; Actinopteri; Cypriniformes; Danionidae. The record is from RefSeq and is marked provisional.